GUAGGGGGGGAAGGAACGACGGGUGGGAGAGGACGAUGCCGGAGCCGAGAGUGCCACGAUUCAGGGUGCCCGCGGCAUUGGUGUCGCCGGCGUCGCUGUGUCUCAUCGGCGGCAUCGUGUACUACUUUUCCUUGGACAAGCCUUCCGAAGACGAGCUCAACAGCAACAUCGGCAAGGAGUUUCCCGACGUGGUCCGUGGCCGCCGUGAAGUGGACGACCGAAUGAAGGAGUUCUUCAAACGGGUCAACAACAACGACCCCAGAGAGGAGGAACGCAUGCGAGACCUCCUCAACAAGGGGAAAGGGUCCCACUACAGCGCCAAGCGUCGGCACGCCACGACCAAGGACAUCGAGGAGUUCGGCUUCGUCUCCAAGCCUGCCGGCACUUCCUCCUCUCAGACGGCACCGGCGACAACGACAACAACAAUCUCUCCGUUGGCCGAGAACGAGCGACCACCAGGCUGGGGGUCGAAGACCAUCCCGUCGCAGAAGCUGGCGGUUGAGGAGGAGGGGGGGACGCCGAGGCGACGAUGGUGGAGAUUCUGGUAAUAGUACCAACGAACAAAACGUUCGCUAUCGUUUCUGUAUGCGCCACGGUUGCUUUUCCCCAAAUGAAUCGAGUUUCAGGUUUCUCGACGAGAGGCUAGUGCGCGUCCUGCCCGGGUGCAGGGAGGGUGACGUUACCACCAAGAGACAAAAACGGCUUGGUAUUUCAUGAGCAGAGAGAAACCCCCAGUCACUUCGCGCUGGGGGGAUUGCCCCGAACGGAUGUGGGUCUACAUUUCGUAGUGUUUUCGUAGAUGGUCUGAACCAACAAAGCGUGUUUGCGGAGAUGUAAUGUGUGACGUUUUUUGAGGGUCGCCGGCUCUCGCUCUCACGGCAACACUUCUGGCGGGCGAUGCUGAGCGGCCUGGUGAGAGGGCAACCAGGGUUCUUGGUAAAACUGGCUCGGGAGGAGCGACGAUAAAACACAAAACACACGACAGCAGAGCCUUCUUUUCGCUCAAGCUCACCGCGUGACGACGAUGUUGGGCGGGACUUUUGCUUUUUUUAUCUUGGUGUGACCAUGAAUCGGAGCACGUACAGUACCUGACAGAAAAAUGCCACGAGUCCUGACUUUUAAAGUGACGACGACAAAAAACCCGUUCGCUGUUUGGCGGGAGCAUGAGUUCUUUGCGCCAGGAUCGUUU
Messenger RNA from Ectocarpus sp. CCAP 1310/34, 1189 nucleotides. Lineage: Eukaryota; Phaeophyceae; Ectocarpales; Ectocarpaceae. The record is from the annotation of a GenBank genome assembly.